Molecule: messenger RNA, 1523 nt
Organism: Gryllus bimaculatus (two-spotted cricket)
Lineage: Eukaryota; Metazoa; Arthropoda; Insecta; Orthoptera; Gryllidae
Source: the annotation of a GenBank genome assembly
CGGCGGCGGCCGCCGCCGCCAUGAUGUCGGCCGCCGGCCCGCUGUCGGCGGCGUCGUUGGUGGCGUCCUCCCUGCCGGGGCUCAUCUCGUCCGCGGGGCCCGGCGUCAAGUCGCCGUCCGCGCUGGGCGGCAGCGGAGGAGGGAGCAGCGAGUUCGGCUCCGAGGACGACGACGACGACGAGGAAAACUCGCUCAGCGCCCUCAACCUGAGCCGAGACAGCCUCCUGCACCACCACGGCAAGCCCGGCCGGCCGCCCCGCCACCCGCACCUGCGAAAGCCCGUCACGCCCAUGAAGCGAGGCUGGGGGGCCGGGGACCUGCCCAUCAACCUGGGCACUCAACUCAUCAACCCCACCACUGGCAAGAAGCGCGUGCAAUGCAACGUGUGCCUCAAGACGUUUUGCGACAAGGGAGCUCUCAAGAUCCAUUUCUCCGCCGUGCACCUACGCGAGAUGCACAAGUGCACCGUGGAAGGUUGCAACAUGAUGUUCAGCUCGCGACGCUCGCGCAACCGCCACAGCGCCAACCCGAACCCGAAGCUGCACUCGCCGCACCUGCGCCGCAAGAUCUCUCCACACGACGGCCGCACGGCGCAGUCGCACCCGCUGCUCAUCCCGCCCCCCGGCAGCCUGUCGCUCUCCGCCGCGCUCAACCCGCUCUCCUUCAGUCCCUUCCCGCUGCUCACGCCCCCUCCCGAGCUUCGGCAGCAGGCGCCGGGGCCCCACCCACUGCCCCCGGGCCUCGAAGCCGCGAAGCAUUCGCUCGACCUGAGCAUGCACCGCUACGAAGAGCUGCGACGCGCGGCGGUGGACGGCGCCAACUCCAACACCACCACGUCGUCGGACGACACGGCCAUCGCACUUCACCUCAACAACCACCACCUGGACGACAACGACGACGACGCUUACGACGACGACGAAGAGGGCAUCGUCGUGGACGGAGGGGCGGACGAUGACGACGACGAUCCGUCCGACCAGGCCAUGGCGCACGACCUCACCGACAAGGACGACGAGGGCGUCGCCGCCGUCAAGCGCGUCAAGCUCUCCGAGUCCGACAUGGACGAGGAGAUGACGAGCAACAUGGACAGCAACGAGGACUCGCUGAGCGUCGUGGACGCGCACAGCCUCAAGGAGGAGAACGGCGUCGAGUCGGCGGCCUUCCCCUCCAACAAGCGCAAGCGCAAAAAUCAGAACCCCACGCGGUGCGCGGUGCCGGCCAUGAUGGAGCGCAACGACAUGUCUGACGACGACUCGUCCAACGACGUCGUGUUCGCGGCCCCCGCGGUGGAGGAAACCACCCAAGACAUUCCCUCAAAUUCUACCGAUCCAAAAAACGAGUUAGGUGAGGUGGCAGGGGCCACCAUAAAACAAGAGGCGCAGGAGGAGCCCGAGGAGGCGCCGGAGGAGCCGAAAGGGGAGGUGAAGAUGGAGGUGGAGACGGAAGAAGAGAAGGACGGCUCCUCGCCUGCGGAGAAGGCACGCGUGGACGAGCCGGAACAGGCGCCGGAAGACAGCGACGUCCGC